This is a messenger RNA of Cinara cedri, 36308 nucleotides long. The record is from the annotation of a GenBank genome assembly. NCBI's taxonomy places the organism in Eukaryota, Metazoa, Arthropoda, Insecta, Hemiptera, Aphididae.
CUGCGGCGGCGGCAACGGUCUCUAUCGUUUUUUUGGUCGCGGAAAACGGCAGUGCUGUGCGAGUGUCACGACCGGAUGAACGCGGCCCGGCAACGGUGUACUUGUAUUUUCAUACGCUACACUUACGCGGUGGCAACGGUAUUCGUGUACGCGUCAGAAAACACGCCGAUCAUCGCGGACGAAGAAGACGAGUGCAGCUGUCGCAGCGACUUGCGAGCGAACAGCGGCGACGGGAGAAAAAAUUCAAAAAUCCUAGGAAUAGGAAAACGCGGGUAAGCCCCGUCCCUGGGACGGGCAGUUUAGCACGCGGUUUGCGCGAUGGGUUGCGAUCUGGGUAAAUUGGCUAGCUCCACGGCGUCCGGGAACGACCGUGGUGGCGGCAAGCACAAGGACAGGCUGGAGGAACCGCCGAGUCCCGGUCCACCAGAUCCCCGGCUCCCGUUGACGGCCAAACAGAAAUACAGCAUGAUCGCGUCGUGGAAGGGCAUAUCCCGGGCAAUGGAACCUACCGGGGUGUACAUGUUCAUCAAGUGGGUACCAUUUGUAUAAUAAUGAUACCAAUAUUUAUUGGUAAAUGUAGAAUAUUUAAUAUAAUGAUUAAUAUAUAUACAGAAAAAAAAAGAAAACAGUAUACUUCAGUUACGCUUUUUCAAACGAUUUCGUUUCUCGUGACUGUCUUGCAGAGCGCGGGCUUUUGCUCGAACCGACGAUUUGUCUCUAGAAUUGACCUCGAUCGGCUCGACUGCGUCCGCUUUAUAAAACAUGGCAACUAGUAAUCUAGUCAUACGGGGCUGGGUGUCAAAUGCCCCUUGAAAUUUUUGGGUGUUAAAUAUGAAUACAAAUAUUUUUGAUUAAAUUCAAAUCAAACAAAUUUUUUUUUUAAUUCUACCUUUCUCCCACCCCCCCUUGAAAAUUUGUCUUAUAGCUAAUGAACUCGUAGCCUCCGUCACUUCUGUACAAUUUUUAAAAAUUGUCCAACCCUAACCGCCAAAAACUAGCCCAAAUCACGACACUGAUGUAACAUUAUCACACGGCGAAAGUUGUUUUGCAUACUCGUCUUACUAUAAAGGACGCAGUCUAUAUCAUUAUAAAAAAACUCCCGUGCACAUUAACCGCGGGUAGUCAUGAUUAUUGUACGAUUUUAUACGUGUGUACAGAAAAUACUCGACUCUCUGAACUUGAUUUUAUACGAUUUUUACGUGUAGGUGAAUUUGUCCCGUUUCGUGUAUAUUUUUUGAUAGCAAAUUGUACCUAUAGUUGGCGUAUCGUUUUUCGGUUUUUAUUAAAAACGGGGAAAUAAACGUUUAGGAAAAUCGGGCACGAAGCCAAUAUACGAAAAUAACGGUUUUAUUUUUUUCGAUUUUUGCCUUUUCGUAGUAAUUAGCGGUCAAAAACAACCAUGCUAGAGAAUUAAAAUGUCUACAAAAUGUACUCGCAUUUUAGGUUUUACUGAACGCACUAAUACGUUCAAAACUAUAUGAAGAUUUUUAGGCUAUUUAAAGGCAUUAUAAAUGUUCUUUUCUCCUUUAAAAUUAUUGUUAUUAUUAUUAUAACCGCAGAGCUGUUAAGGUGAAUGUAGAAUAUAUUGAGACAUCAACCCCGUCGUCGGUUUGUAUAAUAUACAGUAAACAUUUUAUUAUACAGAAACGAUUUACACUAAAUAGUAAGAUUUUUCCUCAAAUGUACGAGUUAUACGUAAUUAAAUGCAUGAGGAUACUGUUCUAUUGUGUUUAAAAAAUAAAAAUAGAUAUUGGAAUAUUUUUGAGGUAUUACUCUCCGCUUAUCUGUCGUCAAACACAUGCGUUUAUGUUAAUAAAAGUACAUAUUUGUUAAUGAAAAUGAUAAAUACAAUAUUUAAUAAUGAUAUGCAUCAUUGGUUUUUUUUCUAGGUUGUAUUUCGGUUUCAAGUUAAAAAAAAUCUACGGUAGAAUAUCACAUUUCGAAAAAUAUAUUUAACAAAAAUUAUAAAAAAAACUGCCCUCUCAUUUAUAAUAUCAACACUAGUGAUAUGUUUUUUUAUCAGAAAAUUGUUAUCGUAUAAUAGAAUGAAUAUUUUCGACAAUAUAUUUUAACCAUCAUUCGUCGAUAUUUUCAUAAUUAAAAAUAUAAUAUGGUUUACCUUUGUAUAAAAAAAAAAUUCAAAAACGUGCUUUUUUAACGUUUAAACUAAAAAAAGAAAAAUAAUAUAUAUAUAUUUUUUUCGUCAUCUUCAACAAAUAUUUACAAUACGGUGACAACGAAGUUUCCAAGGAAAAAAAAACAUAAAAAUACUUAGGUGUAUAUACUCACACAAAAAUGAAUAAUUCCUUUUCUCGUCGUCGACGCAGAGCUUGAUUUAUAGAUUUCGGGUUUGGGUCAUUUUGAUACAAAAGAGGAGUCAUAAAAAAAAUAAAGUUCUCGUAAAUUAUCACAUCGAUUUUUUUUUUUCUUAAAUUAUUUGUUAAAAGAUACGAACAACAAAAAUAUAUCUCGUACAAACGCGACACGAGUUUACAUAAAACUCAAUAAUAUAAUAUUUGAACAAAAAUAUAAGGCCUGUCAAAAUUUGAGGUAGAAACCUAUACCUAUACACCUACAAGAAGGUAGGAACUGAUCUAAACUCAGUGUUUAAUUGUGUUGUAUUUGGUUUUUUUGGGAAUACAAUUUUUUAGUAUUUCAAAAAACGCUCGAAAAUUUGAUAGGCUGUUGACAAAUUGUUCUUAUGGCGAUAAACAAAUUUUAUAAUAUCAAAAAUAUAUAGUUACGAUUUAUUUCCGUUAGUGUUUUAAGAUCGAAUUCUAACGAAAAUCUUAAAAAUCACGGUAUUUUUUCUGGUAAUCUCGAUUUUGUUAAAAUUCAAUGAAAAACAAAAGAAAAAAACCUGAAAAAAUUUCUCCGAACACUUAUAAAAUUCAAACACCUAAUCUAUAUAUGUGCUAUGCAAUUUUCAAAAUAUUUCAUCGGUUUUUGAGUUAUCAACAGCUAUUUGAAAUGUUAAAGUUUUUAUGUUGUUUUUCGUUUUUAUAAAGACAAAUUAAUUUUAUAAUUUACUUUUAUACUGAAGAAAACGUAAUAAUCAAUUAAAACUUAUCAAAAUAUAUUCACCCAACUUUUCUCAGAAUUUUAGAUUUUCAAUGAAGUGAAGAACAUAUUAGUUUUAUUAUGGUGUUUGUUUUUGAAUUUUUCGUGGUGUGUAUUUGUUCAUAACUUCUACGAGAAAUCUUGUUCCAAUCUUUAAAUGUAGGAGCAAUUUUUCUGAAUAAAUUUUAUUUAUUUGGUGUAUUGAAGGGAUAAUUUUUUUUGAUUUUCCUUAUAGUUUUUUUAUUAAUUUGGAAAACGUAAAAAAAAUGAUGAAAUAAAUGCAGUAACAAUUCUUAAGUAGUAUUUACACGACGUUUCAAAAAUGUUCAACCGAAGUUCGUUCAAAAUUGUUAUCAAUGAUUUAUCGUUGCGUAUAAAUAUAAAUAAAAUAACUUUAUAUAUCAUACUUUCCCAACUUCCCAUCUUUAUUCUAUAAUCGUGGUACAUCCAUUAGAAUUAUCAGGUAUUUUUUAAGUUUUUUUUUUUUGUUUACUACGUUCAACAAUAUCCAUAAUACAUUGUAAAUCCCUAUCAAACAGACUUUAUCACGUGUACUUAUCACAGAUUGUGUGUAUAAUAAUACAUACACGAAAUAUCAUAUCAUUUAGUAAUCUCGAUAAAAAUAUACGUAAGAGGGUCCGAUGACGCUUCGGUUAUGAUCCCCGUAUAACUUAUCCACGACGUUUAAAUCCAAAACUGAAUUAUACCCGCUCAAAGGCUUUUUCCUCGUCGAGAUAUAAUAUUAAUACGAAACCGGGGGUUUGCUCGCGUUGACAUUAUAUUUAUCCGAAUAUAUAUUAUAUACCUAUAGUUGGUAGGUAUUAAAUAUUAUUGUUAACCGUUUUUCGAAUUCUUUAUCAAAGGCUUUUUUGUGCAUACGAGACGACUGGAUGGAAAGAGUAAUCUACCGAUUUCUAAAUGUAUACACGAGUACAACACAGGUAUACGAUACUUGAGAAUAUAAUAAUCGAAAAAAAAAAAUAAAUUUUCUAAUAUUAUAUGUAUUGGAUCGAUUGUGCGUAUCAACGCGGCGUAUGCGUUUGAAAACGAAUAUCACCGCGCGACACAUCAGACAGAGGAUUUCCGCUAAAAUGCAUACAAACCGAAUGAAUAAUCGAUGACCGACCCCCGACAAGAUGUCACCAAGACCCCUCUCAUCCAUGAAUAUAAAUAUGAGGGUAAUAUGCUGUUGACGAUCUUACAUGCGUUCUGUAUACUAUUAUACACGACUAGCUGAAUUACCCGGCGUUGCCCGGAAACAAAUUCGUGACAAAUUAGAUAACGCCAUGUAUUACCAUUUACCGUCUUAAAUUCAUAAUUAUCGAUAAUAUACAUAAUAACCUAAUAAAAUAGGAGUAUUGGUGUACGCGCGAUGCUUGAGAUUAUUUUUAUCGAUAAACUUCUCGGAACAAUUUUAUUCUCGGAAUCAUCAUUCUUAUCUGCACGACGACGACGACGAACAAAAAGGAUGGGUUGCAGGUAGCUGGAGACCCGCGGGCCGCCGUGCCGCACAAUACGUAGUGGCGGUGAAUAAUUAUAAUUGUUAAUUACUCCACUAAAACGCAACAUUUUUGAAAAACCCUCUUUAUUGCACGGUGAAAAUAUGAGAAGAACCUAUAUUCCAAAUUUCAAGUCCGUACGUUACGUAGUUUUUCAGAUACAGCGAUCAGUCGGUCAGUGGUAUUUGGAUUUUAUAUGUAUAGAUUGAAAACGGAAAGAAAGAAAAUAAUUAAUACAUUAAUAUACCUAUGUGUUUUGGUUCGGUAAUGCAGUGUCGGUAUUCUACCGACCGACCAACGACGAGACGUCUAUAGUACAAGUAGGUAUAACGAUGACGAAAAACAACAGGUAUAUAUAUAUAGAUAGAUAAGUGUAAUAAAUAAGCGGAUAUCGUAUAAGUAGGUAUUAUAUUGAAUGUGACUGUUUUUUUCAAUAUCGAUGCUGAAUAAAACGUUCGAGAAACGCGACGACGGCGUGCGUGCAGUUGUUUUGUGCGACAUCAUUUUUCCCCCUUUGUCACAUGCACUAGGCGCGACGACCGCAGUAUCGAAUAAUAUAUAUUCGAUUUUUAUUCGAAAAUACGGGUUAACGAUAAUAUCUAAACACUUUCAAAACGUUUAAACAUCGGAGAAAAAAAUCGAUAUCAAAAAAAAAUGUUACUUAACUUAUGCAUAGGUUAUGAAUAUACGUUUAGUAGAAAUAUAAUAAUCGUAGAUUUGUUUACUGGUUGAAGGUUGAUCCCUCGCCUCCCCCUAGACAAAGCUAGUUGUUGAAAAGUUAUAAACUUUUAAAUAGAUAAAGAUCAUAUUAUAUUUAUAAAAAAACAAUAAACAUGUAAAUCUGAGUUUUACAAAAGAGAAAAUUCGCAAAAAACAGUAGAUAACGAGUAAUUUGCUUUUUUUUUUUUAUUGAAAAUCCAUCAACAAUAAAACUGUUUUAAAAUGAUUAUACAGUGUAAUACAAAAAUUUGGAAUUUGAAAUAACUUUUUUUCUGUUCAAUUCCUCCAAAAACAAAAAUGUGAAAUUUUGUUCCCUAAUAAUUUCCCUUCGUAGCUUUGUUAUAUUAUUAUAUUUAUCUUUUUGUUAUACCAGAAUAAUUAUAUAUUUUAAAAUUAUCCUGUACUUAUGGAGGAAGGAAGUUGAUAGUAGAUACUCUCUACCUCAAACACCACCGUGAUUACGCUUCCAGUUAAGUCGUCUUUUUAAGUGGUAACUGUAACUGCCCCAUAAGAGUAACCAGUCCAGACCUGGAACUCAUAGUAAAGAUGUAUUUAGUGAGCAGUGACUAGUACCUAUACAAUCGGCGAUGAUUGAUUCGACGAAUGAUUUUAAGCUGCAAAAAAAAAUUUCAAAAUAUAAGGUAUACAUUGAGAGGUGGUUUUUAAAAGAUGUAUAGAAAAAUUAUUCUAACGAAUAGUGUAAUCAAACAUUGCGCGUAGACUAUGGAAAUUCAAAAUAAUGUAAACCCAGGUAUGGAGAUAUGAAAAAGCCGAUUUCUCCUCUCCUCCCCCAAUCACAAAUCAAUAUAUUAUUAUACUUGAGAAGUUUUAGACUCGAGGUACACACUAAAUAUUUCAGUUAGAUGAACUAGUAUUGAAAUGGAAUUUUCGGGGAAUGAUGGAGACUACCCAAAUACACAUUUUCAGACAUAUUUCAAAUUUUUAACCAUCUUGGUACACGCAUUGCGCACUACCACUUAUUUUUUUAAAAAUAUUAACACCAUUUUGUUUCUACAGAUUCGGAUAGAAUAUUUUUUUUAAAAACAAUUUUUGUUUAUAAAAUGUUUUUUCUAAUUAAAAAAUUUUAAUUUACGAAUAAUCUGUUAUUGACGAAAUUUUAACUUUAUUCAACUAAUAUUCGAAAUGAUAUCUUAGAUAUUUUGAAAUAACUAUUUGUAGAUAGAUAUAAAACACAAAAAAACACUUUUUUUUUCGUAAUUUACCCUUUUUUUUUAUUUAUGCUUCAGAAAAAAUUAAAGGUAAUGAAAAUUAUAAAAAUUUACACAAUAUGAAUUUAAAAUUAAAAUUAAUUUAUUUGCAACAAUAGUUUUAUUAAAUACAUUUUUCAGAGUUUCCGUCUUGGUGUUCCAAACAUGAUUCCAAACCUUUUAAAAAUUCUCCUGAUGCGCUACUCUUAAUUUGUUGUUUAUAUCUUGGACAUUAUUAGGAGGAUCCACAUACACAAUAUUUUUUAAAUGCACCUAUAAAAUGAACUGAAUUGUUUAUUUGUGUCUUAUCUGUCUACAAACAGGUAUUUCACAAUAUCAGAUAUAGCAUUUCGAUAUUUUAGUAUAAAAGUUGGACAUAGUUAAAAUUUCGUGAGUUACAGAUUAUUUGUAAAUAUUAAAUUUCAAAAUACUCUAACUUUGCCAAUUUUGAAAUUAGAAAUAAAUUUUUUUUAUACAAAAAUUGUUUUAAAAAAAUAAUCUAUCUAAAUCUGUAGAAAAAAAUGGUGUUGCCGUUUAAGAAAAAGUAAGUUGUAUUGCGCAUGCGCGAAUCAAAAGGGUUAAAAAUUUGAAAUUCAUCUUAAAAUGUGUAUUUGGGUACUUCCUAUUAUUCCCCGAAAAUUUUAUUUCAAUAAUAGGUCAUCCAACUGAAAUAUUUAAUGGUACUUCUUAGCGUGAACACACUUCAUAUUAUGAUUAUUUGAUGUUAUUACAAAAUACGCAAACUACUCUAUGGCACUUGUCACAAUAUAAUACGUUUUUUGAUUAAAAUUUAUGUUUUUUUCGCAUUCGGUAAAUUUUAAUCAAAUUUUAAUACGUUAACACGUAAGGAGCUUACGAGCUAUACGGCGCGCAUAUAAUCGGAAACUAACGAUAUUUUAUUAUAUUCUAUAAUACGCACUAUGAUUAUAUCCAAAAUAAAUUGUUUAUUAUGGUCGCUGUAAUAAAAAAUAUUAGUUAAUUAUUAGUUCGGCUUAAAGUUGAUUUGUGUAAAAACCAAGUGCUUUUGUAUAUUUUAUAAUAAAUAAUAACUAUAACUUUAUUACAAAACAAAGCAUUUGAUGAGAACAUUUGACAUUCUAAAUAGGUACAUGGCCUUUUUUUAUGUUUUGAAAAAAUACUCCGAUGCCGAAUUAUUGACCUACGGGGUCAUUCGAGGUUACACUAGGAGUAGUUAUUUUAAUUUUUUUUUUGUUAUAACACGUAUUAUAACUUGUAUAUAUUAUGCUAUAUUUAUAUGAAAGAUAUUUGAAUAUUUUAGCGGGCGUAUAUAGUCUUAUCAAUUUAACCCUUCUUGCUUUAUUAUAAUCGAACAAAACGUAAUAAAAUCAAUUUUGAAAAAUAGCAACUCAUUCCCUCGAUAAUUUUAUUAUAACGAAAAUGAAUUUUCGGCCGAUUUUAAUUGCAGUAUACAAAUAAUCGAAUUAUUGUUAGUCACGUUGUAUACUCGUUGAUAAUAAUAUAUUCGUUUAAAACGUGCGUCAACAGGAUUAUAAUAAACAUACUUAUAGGUAACUAUAUUCACAAAGAGUUAAAUUAAUUUUUCUUCCGAAAAUUUUGUUAAAAUGAAAAUUAUUAUUAUUAUUUUUUUAUUGUAAAACAUACUAUAAAAUUUUAAUAUAUUCGUAUUGUACCUAAUGACAUUGGUUUUUUUGUUUUUUUGUUGCUUACAAAAUAUAUAUUUAAAGGUCGAAAUUGUGCGACAAGUAUGCACUGUACAGUGUACACUAUACCUGGAUAGGCCAGCAAAAGUUUCGUCUAGUAUUUUUAAAUUUGUAUUUUAUUGCACGUGGCACCGCUGUAUUUUUCUUCGAUUUGAUAAACCAAACAAAAAUACGUGCAAUAUUUUUAAUAUUUAUUUUUAUAAUGUAUUUGAUUCUGAAUGGUGCGAAGAAGCGCUUAUGGUUUUACAAAGAAGUUAAUUUUAGAUUCUGAGUGUAGUGAAGAAUAUAUUGGUUUUACUAAGAUGUUUUUUUUUUUAAUAUAUAUAUAUAUAUAUAUACUGUGUACGAAAAUUCUGCUCAGAUAUAUAUGCGCGGCACUAUAUCUGAAAAACCCGGGAAAAACGGCAAAAUCGGUACAAUAUUAAACAAAUAUUAUUAAAUAAAAUAUAUAAUGAAUAUAUAAUUAUUUUAUCAUAAUAUGACAUAUUUAUUUAUUUAUUUAUUUCGGGACUAGCCCAGAUUACAAUGUACAUAUUUAGUAUUUAUACAAUAAAAUAUAAUAUAACAAAUAUUAUAUAUUUGUUAUAUUAUAAUAUAUACCAUAUAUAUAUAGAAUAAUAAAAUUUUAUGAAAAUUAAUUAAAAAGUUAAAUCAAAAGAAGGGUCGGUAUUAGCGGUGCACAUAAGACGGAUAAUUGGAGAAUGGAGAAGGUAAUUAGAUGAAGAUAAAAGGAUAUGGAAUGGGAUCGAUGAAAGUGUACGAUGGCAGGGAACGUUAAAGGUGAUGCGGGAUUGUUAACAAAACAUCACUAUCAACUGAGCUGCGUUUAGAAUUGUUUAUUCGUUAGUAAUAGCUUAUAAUUAUCUAUAACAGUAGCUGCACCCAUCUCCAUUAAUCUAGGACGUCGGUUUUUAAAUGUAGCACCUUUUCUGAAAAGAAACUGGACUGUUGAGGUACUUUAGGGAGGUUACUUUUUUAUUUUCCCAGUUUGUUCAACAAAUGGGGAAACUGGGAUAAAACAGAGGAAAAAAAGGAAAAUUACAAAAUAUAGAUGUAAGUUGAAAAAUAUUUCGGCCUUUUUUUUUCUACCAGAAAUUUUGCUCCGGUUUACAAUGAUAGCACUUUUGUAUGUAUUAAAAGAGUAUUUUAUUAAUAAUUAUUUAACAUAUUAUUGAAUCUAUUAGAAUAAUUAAAAUAUUUGGGAAGAACAUUUAAUGAAGGUUCAAUUUAAUGGAUAGGUUCAACUUGUAUAAUCUAGACGAAAUACGGUGUGAAUCACUACCAAUAAACAUCAAAAUACUUUUGGUUUAAAAACUAAUGACUUAUAUAAGUGACUUAAUUACUUAUAUAGUAACCAAUAGGUAAUUCGGUAAAAGGGAGACUUAUUUAUUUUAACAAUUUAUUGUAAUCAGGACAAUACUAAGAUGUCCUAAUAUUAAUGGAACUACAUGCAAAUAGACAUUUUAUGUAUUUUGUACAAGGGUCUGUAGUAAUGAUGCACAACCUUUUUUGAUCCACGACCCCCAAGAUUAUUUAUUUUAAUGAGACCCCCUUCCUACCAACAUUAUGUAAGUGUAUAAUAUAUACUUAAUUAACAUGGUUUUAAUGUAUAUAAAAAUUGUAAUCAUAUACAUUAAAUCGUUAGUAUUUCUGUAAUUUAGUUAAUUCAAAACAUAAACAAUAAUACAAAAUUAGAGUUUUAUAAAAUCUGAAAUAAAAAAAAAAUUCUUGAAAUUGUUAUAAUUAUAAUCAACAUUUUAAUAUUUUUAAAAUUAUAAAAUUACUCAGUAUUACAUAAUUUAAUGAGCACCAAAGCACCACUAAUUGCGCCUAUGGGGAUGUAGUAAAUAAUAAUCGUGGUUCAUGAAUAAAUCGUUUUUCUGAAAGGAAAUCUUACUAAGAAGGUACUUUAGGGAGUUCACUUUCUGAUUUCUCUUAUAGGAAUUUUCUCAAAAAAUGGGGAAAACCAGGAUAAAACACGGGAACCCGGGAAAAAUAUAGGAAAAACGGGAAAAUCGGUACAAUAUUAAAGAAAAUAUAUAAUGCCUAUUUAAUUAUUUUACCAUUAUUAUAAUAUAUGUCAUAUAUAUUGUUGACAAAUCAUUACUAUCAACUGAACUCCGCUCAGAAUCGUUUUUUCGUUAGCAAUUUAUUUAAUGUAAGCAACGAUAAAUAAAUAUAUAUAUAAAUUAAAUUCUCUUCUAUAUUCUACCUUCCCAACUUUCCACCUAAAACAGUGGCUGCACCCACGUGCAAAGUAUGUCCAUCUUUUUUUUUGAAAUUCAUUAAAACGUGAAUCAAUUUUGCUAUUCAAUAUGAAUUUUGUUAAACCGUAUACUAAAACAACACCCCGUAUAUAUGGUUAUCGCUGCAUUUUUAAUAUUUAUUCAUACCUAUAUAGUACUUUAUGGUCUUUAUGUAAAAAACUCGGCACAAUGCGUGCAUCUAUAUUUUAUAUCCAUCAUUGUUUGCUUAUCGUAUGGUACGUGAAAAAUAAUGGUUUUAUUCACGCAAUAUUCGAUCACAAUAUAUAAUCGCAUGUAUGGUAGGUGGGUGGAUAUGGAUGACGCACACAAGUGCGCAACUCGGAAAAAUCCGUUUGCGGUCACACAUUCCCAAGUCUACGCGUAAAUGGAACGUGUAUACCUAUAUACCGUCGUACGUGUGGAAACUGUGGUUGGUUUUAAGGGCUCAAAGUACUUCAAAAGUGUAAUUGAAAACAACGAGUGAAAUUCUCAAAGCUGAGAAAUAAUAAUACGAGACGCGCACUCCUCCGAUUAUAUAACAUUCGCAACUCAGUCUCGCGAGAAUGUUAACGCGCGAGAAGAAAUAUGUAUUUGCAAGUAAUACUGUACUUGUAAUGUCAAAACAAAUAAAAAGUUAACCAAAAAAAAAAAAAAAAAUGAUUUUUAUAUUUUUUUUUAUUAAUUCUUGGACGGGGCUAAACAAAUUUUUACGAUUACAACGAUAAUAAUCCGUACAAAUAUUUAUCGAUCAAAAACGAUACUAUACAAGUGUUUAUGGACAUAAUAAUAAUAAUAAAAAACGAACAAUUCCAAAUAGUAGACCUAAUAUACGGACACUUUCCCUUUGCGUACGGCCGUUAAAAUGAUAAAAUUUAAUAUUCUCAAAAUAAAAAGUUAACCAAAAAAAAAAAAAAAAAUGUUUUUUUUUUUUUUUUUUUUUUUAGUGCGUAUACCUACUCGGUGAAUUUAAAAUAACUUUUUAUCUCUAACACUUGCCGUUCUGACCUAUACAAAAAUUAUUGUUUUCGUCAUACUUAUAACGUUUAAUUAUAUAUAUAUAUAUAUAAAUUAAUUAGGAUAUUUUUUAUGCACUUUCAUGUUAUUAUCAAUUGCUAACUCACAAUAGUGCAAUGAGUUUCAUGACCUAACGAUUCUAUAUUAUACAAAAUUAUAUUUUACAUACUUUUACAUAAGUUUUCGAAUUUUUAGGACAUAUUUUAAAGAUUUUGUACAUUAUCAUUUUAUUAUAUAUUUUUUGUUUUUACUGUAUUCUGGUGUUUUGGCUUUUAGUGUAUAUCUGCAUACAUAGAUAAUAUACAUAAAGGUUUUUAGUGCAUAUAAAUAUCUGAACUAACAAUAAUACUUACAUACACUAUGUAAAUUACGCUUACUCUUCUAAGUCUGUCGAAUAGGUACAAAAAACAUAUACGGUAUAGUAAUGCUAUUUAAGUUCAGUUAUAAGGUUUAAAAGUAAUAGUUAAUUAUGUUUUAUAAUUAUAGCCGUACGUCACACACUCAAUUUUUGUAAGGUAGAUUUAGGAAUUUCAACAAUACCGUUUACGAACAAAUGAAAACUUGUAUCGACUCAAAAAUAUUUAAAUUCACUUACGUAACAAUUUACAAGUAGUAUCCAUCAUACGUAUUAAGUAAUUGUUAUUUAUAGUGUAAUUAAUAAUUACUAAUUAUGAAAAAAAACCUCACGAUUAUAACAAAAAAAAAAAACAGAUUUUAAUUUAUUAAAAUAUUUUUAAUUUUUUCUUCAAAACUACAGACUAUUGUGUCUGUUAUAUAAUAUAUAAAGGCUGUCACAUGAAGAUAUACCUCUUGAAUAACUCCGGAGAUAAUAAAAAUAAUCAAAUUAUGUUUUUUGUAUAUUACUCACAGAUAUAACAACAACACGUAUUUAUUUUUAAAUUAAACAUUUUUUUUAGUAAAAAAAUUAAGUUUAUUUUAUUAUUUUGGAAAAUGUUAAGAUAGCCAUUUUGUAGAGUUUCUUUUCCUGAAAAUUUUAAUGUAUCACACAUUUUCAUCCAAUGAAUAGUUUCUAAGUAACAGCCGUUUUAAAUUCUAAAUAAAAUAAAAGUUUAUUUUUUUUACUAAAAAAAAAUUAAAUUUAAAUAUAAAUAUUUGUAGUUCUCGUCCCUGUGAGUAAUAUACAAAAAACAUAAUUUGAUUAUCUUUUUUUAUCUCCGGAGAUAUUCAAGCGGUAAAUCUUCGUGGGACAACCUGUAUAUUUCUUCUCGUUACUUUCGGGCACUUUUAGCGGAUACCUCUGGACCAAAUGAGCUCAAACUCGUAAAUUAGAGUUUUUUUUUUUUUUUUAUAUAGCCGAUGUAACCGGAAUUAUUUACUCCCGUGAAAUUUUACGAAAUAAGUUAUAAUAUUUAAUUGAUAUUAUGUCGUAAUGAUUGACUAGUAGCUGCUGCCAGUAUAUAUUCUUAUUAGUCAUAAUAUAUUGAUUUUUAAUUUAAAAAAAAAAAAAAAAACAUCGAUACGAUAAUGGAGAUACCGCGGUUUAUCCAGAAACGAAGUAACAUUAAAAAUUACAAUAACAGUAAUCAUUAAAAAAAAAAAAAAACUCUACAUUAAUUAUUGUUAUAUUAUGAAAAUACCACUUUAGACACGUACAUAUAUUUUAUCGUUAGUGUUUAUACCUAAUCUGUGUUCGACUAACAAAAGUACAAUUCCGAUUACUAACGUUCUUAAUUCCACAUAUUAAUCUCGUAUAUUUUUUUACCGAUAAACUGUAUAAACAAUAUACGCGUGUAGACACCAAAAACUUAUUUUGUAAUUUCUAAAUAAUUUCCAUUGAUUUAUGAGACCGUGUAAAACAACUACCUAUAUAGAUAAUGUUAAUUAAAACUGUUUUAUUUUUAACAAUUGACGUAAUUAAAAAAAUAGGUACUGAUGCACAUUAUUAUAAUAAUAUCACGAUGAUUAGAGUCCGGAUGUAUCUAUAUAGGCAUUUUUCACUUUUUUUUUUUUUGUAUUGAUCAGAAACGAAAUAAUAUAUUAUAGUGAGUACGUGACCAACGUCAGACAUAGAGAUGUGGGCUCAGUAAAUUUAUCCGGUAAGGUAAAUUGUUUACCGAUUAAAAUCAAGUGACCCAUCAUUUCAAUUGGUUAUUUUUUUACACGUAAUAACUUUUGAUUUAUACAUCAAAUUAUUGUUUAUUAUUAAUUAUUGUUAACUAUUAUUAUAUAAUUAUAUGUAUUUAUAUUAAUAUAUAUAUUUCAACAUUCAACUUGGUAACGCUGUCAACAUGAUAAAUAUUGCUAAAUACUGCUACUACAAGAUCAAAUCGGUUUUUGUCUCACUCCACGUCACGAUUCCAUUUCAAACAGUAUACGAGCGUACGUUAGUAUAUAUUCCAAGUGUAUAUUAUGUAAUUGGAUUUCGGUUUUAGAAAGAAAAAAAAACUAUUUGAAUUAUUAUUAAUUAAAAUAUUAUAACAUACUAUAACAAUCUCACAAUAUACAAAACGAAAAUUAAAAACAUAUGUACUUCAUGUGUUUUCAAUAUAUAUAUACGAUAUUUACGUUGAGCGAGAAUUAAAAAAGGUAUGAAUCUGUUUUCAAAAUUAUAAUUGUCAGAUUGCGUGAUACAGAGUCUGGUUAUAUUACGAUUAGAAUGUCAUUAGAACUCGUGAUGAGAUGUUUUCGACCAAAACUACGCAGGUCGGUAAUAUGAUCCAGAUAAGGAAUUAUAGGUAGGUGCACUGUUGUAUUAAACAAAUAAUUACAAUCGUCAAAUUUCACAAUGAGUUUUUUUUUAAGACAAUAGUAUUAAUUUUUUUUUUUUAUAUUUGUUACAACAUCUGAAUAAAACAUAUUAUUGUUAUUACGAAAACCCUAUAAUAUUAAUUUUGUUUAUUUUCGUUGUGUAAACUCGUAAAAAUACGUUAAUUUUACCAGUUUGAAAUCGAUAAUAUUCUACGUGAAAAAAAAAAUGGUACUUUUUUUCUUAUUUGGUAAUUUUCAUUCGUAUAAUAUAAGAACAUCGCUCAUUAUAAUACGUGCCCCCUCGAAUAAUAACGCGAAAAAACGGACGGCUGUACCUUAAAGUUAAUGAAUUAUUUAAACGCAAACAAACGGUUAGGUAUAUGUGUAUAAUAUAGUCACGGAGGCACUGCAGGUCUGUCAAAACUCAAAAUAUCCAUUAAAAGACAACCGUCUCUUAAAUCACCUCUAUCACCCCUCGGCAAUUCUUGUGUUAUAUAUAUAUAUAGGUACUUAUUGUAAAUAAUUUCGCGAGCUUAGGUCGCGACAUCAUUGUCAUUAUUAAAGAUAAAGUAUUAUACAUACCUCACCACAUACCUGUAUCUACUCGGAUGAAAUACCUACGACGUAGAUAAGUAGGUAUAUUAUAAUAAUUGCUGCAGUCCGCGUAGUCGUAACUUGGGGGUUGGGGGGUAGAUUUGUCGUAUACGACGUAUUCAAAUCGUUUUAAAAAUAUUUUUAUCAUCAUGUCUCUCGGCCGUUGGGGCAUUUUCAGUACCUAGGUAAUAUUAUAAUGCCGGAAAACAGUGUCCGAAUAUAAUAGAAGCAUAUAAGAAAAGUUCUUUUCCGGUUACGAUGGCGAGGAGAGAGUAGAGUGACCGCCGAGUAUAUUUACUGCAGCGAAUUCCUUGGGGACGAAAUGUUCGCGCACGCGAUUACCGUGUGUACACUGUACACAUAUUAUUAUUUAUUUCUCUCUCUCUCGUAAUGUGGGUAUUUUGAGUCCGUAAUCGUCGAUAUAAUAUACGCCCAAAAAGCGAAUUAAAUUAGCGUAUAUAUGACUGCACGUGCGCGAUUAUGAUGUUAUUACAAUAGGAAAAUAUGCAAGUGCCGCCGGUAUAAAUAGUAUAAUAUAGGUGCCUAUAUAGUGCAAAAAAAAAAAAAAAAAAAAAACGGCCGAUACUAAUGAUGGGUGUGCCACGGUUUUGGGAGGACAGUUCGAAGGGAGAAUAUAAUAUAGAGUAAUUUAAUUUAUAUCUGUUAGCAUUAAUAAACCAUUGCUUACGAAAAGCAAUUCUGAGCAGAGCAUAUUUGUUAGUCGUUUUUUUUUCCGCCAGUGUUCCCGAGUCUAACCCGGAAAUCAAUAAAAAUUAUCCGAAAAAUUGUCAGUUUUUCACGUUUGUAAUGAUGGAAAAUCGAAUAAUAGUGAUGUCCAGAAAAUUCCAAUACACUUUUUGAUCGGAGCGAGAUUUUUGAUAGAAGAGUAAUUUAAUGUCACAAAUAAAAAAAAAAAUGUAUCAUAGUAAAACCAAUACAUUCUUCGUUCACUCGGAAUUUAAAACGUUAGACUUAACAAGAUUUUUUUCGGGCGUAUAUUGGAAAUGUUCAUGAAAUAUGUCUGUCAAGCAUAUUAGUAUAAUGUUUAUCAGUGUAGAUACAUUUUGGACGGAAGAUUAAAAAUAUUAAAACUAUUUAAAAAUAAAAAAAAACCCCUAUGAUGCAUAUAAGUAUAAUUAUGUGUAUCUAUUGUAAGUUUUUGGCUAUACUUACCUACUUAUCCUACCUAUCUACUUCAGUAUAUUUUUUUUACAUUAUACAUUUUUGAUUCUGGUUUGAGUGGGCGGGAGCUAUAUAAUUAUAUUAAGAUGUGUUUUUUGUUCUACUAUUAUUAUUUAAAAUACUAAAGAAACAAAAUAUGGCGCACAUUAAAAUAAUAUUCAAAAUGACAAUAUUAGGAAUAAAAGAUAGUAUAACUGUACUACGAAUACCAUGAAAUUUUGUUGAAAGUGAAUAUAAACAUCACGACACAUUUUCAGUGACUUACUCAUAUUUUUUAUAUUUAGAUUAAAAAAAAAGCCAUCUAUAUAUACAUAUAUAUAUUAUAUAUGUAUAUUACGUGUUAUAAUAGAAUUCUAUUAUUAUAAUAAUAUAUUAUUAUUUACAAAUACACUUUGUACUAACACGAUUGCAUUACUUUAUACGUAUUAUAGGUAAUAAUAUUAUACCACACCAACAUGCAGUAUUUUCAAUAUUUUUCUGAGUUUUGUAUACCUACCUACGUGUUUGCGAUAUUUUAAGGUACACAUACGCGCAAAUGGUUUUAUUUUGAAUUAAAUUAUUUAUGUAUAUAGAUGGCAAAAAUAUAAUAUUUAUUACGACAAGAAUAUUCGUCGAAUAUAUUAUUAUGCUGAACAAUAUUUUAUACGUAUUUGCAUACAAUAAUCAAUAAACAAUUAUAUUUUAAAUUUAGUACAUAAUUUUACUUAUGAAAUCAAUUUUUAUGGCAACGGAAUUGUACAAUAUCUCAUAAUGAAAAACUAAAUCGAGACCGACCGUAGUAUGGUGAUAAAGAGCUACGUAUACAUAUUAUAGUCAAAUUAUUUGGGAACUCAAAUAACACUAUUACAACAAUAAUAGGUAUAAUGUUAGGUUUUAGGUACACGUAUAAUGUCAUUGUUUUUGAAAUGUGUUUAAUUUCUAUGGUCGAAAAACGUUUAUUUUUCAUGCAAAACUGCAGUCCAAAUUAUUGUAAUAAUCUUAGACGCAAAUAAUUUUCAGAGGAGGCUUCAGCACUCCAUGUUUUUGGUCAAAUAACUUACGUACCUAUAUACUUGGCAUUAACUUAAUGGAGAUUUGGCUAACUCCCCCCCUUUAAGAUAUAUAUCCUUUGUGUGCGUAUAUUUAUUAUUAUAACAAUAACAUAUAUAAGUAUUUGUCUCUGAACGACUAAGAUUUAUCAUAAUAAAACAGUAAUAGAAUUAUGGUAUUUAUUUACUUGUAUUAAAAAUAUCUAGUAGUUAAUCUUCGUGAACCCAUCCGCUAGCUAUUAUACCCCCGUGUAUAAAUAUAAUUUUUUUUUAAUUUGUGAAAAGGUUUCAAUUAAUACUCCAAAUAUUAUGAAGAGAAUUAUAUUAAUUUCUUGUGUAGAAUAUAUAAAGGCAUAUAGGUAAGUAAACUCUACAAUUAUUUGAAUGCAUUUUUUUUAUAAUCCCUAUAAUAUUCAUAUUUUUUUUUUUUUUUUAAUAAUACGCACAGUAUAGUUACAUAGUAUAUAUAAGUGUAAAAUUUACAGAUCGUCACACAUUCUCACGACUGUCAUAUAGGUAGUAUAGUAACCGCAAGAAUUUACUGAUCACAAUAAUAGUUUUGUUGAGAUGAUUCUGAUGAUUAUAAAUUACCCGUAUAAUAUAUUUUUAAUCAAAAUACGAAAAGAAGGCUAGAUAAAUUAGUUAUUUUUUAGAUUCAAACAAAAAACAAGUUUGCAUUUAGGUUAGUUUCGGUUAAAAUAAUAUAUUAUUCUCUCUUGGUGACACUAAAAUUAACAAUACAAAAAAUACGAAAAUAUAAUUAUUUAGCUAGUUGAAAUACUUGUCGAUCUUUUAAUUUUACGUUUACAAAAAAAAAAAAAAAAAAAAAAAAAAAAAAUGAAAAAUAAUACCUAAUAAUAAUAUUUUAUUUAUUUACAUAAUUUUUAAUUUUUUUGAACAAUAUUAGGCCUCACUAGCUAAGGAACCUCGUGUAGAAGGGUUAAAUUUAAAUGCCUUUUCGAAUAGUUGGUUAAAUUACUUGAACAGUAAAUUAUACGGGGAAUUUUAUACAGAUGAUAAAAUCGAAACAAUAGUAAUAUUUAUUGCUCGUAUAAAUAAGUAUACGAUAUUGAAUCAUAUCGAACAAUUAUCGUUAGAGUAUCGAAAAUGAUAAAAAAAAAAAGGCGGUUUAAUAAUCGAAACGACCAUUUAAAAUAAUAAAAUCGAUUUCUGUUGUUCUACGGUUUUAUGGUAAUUUACACAUAUAAAAUUAAAAAAACUUAAGGUUACUGUAUAACGAUUAUUUAUUUUUAUAUUAUGAUACGUAGAAAUAUAAGCAUGAUAUUAUACAUAUUAUAUUAGUGAGAAAAAAAUUUGUGUUUUAGAUUAAUCUUAGGUUUUGAUUUGGAAAUUAUUGUAUAAUAUGUUAUUUUUUUCUUCUUCUAAGGCAUUUUAAAAACCAUUCAGGUCCAUCGCUACAACAACAACGUCCCUCCACUUCUCCCAUACCCAUGACGCUUACUCUACUUUCUCCCCACCAAUCAUCCUGAGGUCUUCCUUGACUCUACCAGCCUACCGUUGUCUGGGUCGUACUCUGUGCCGUUUUGUGCUCGAUUGGUUUCCAUUUUGUUAUAUUAUUCCAACAGAUCUCCAAACAUGACCGGCCAAUCUUAUUCUACUACUCUUUAUGAUUCCUAUAAUAUUGGCUUCUCCAAAUAAUCUCUUCAGAUUUUGAUUUUUCCUAACUUCAAAUUCACCUUCUUCAUUAUGUUUUGGUCCAAAAAUUGUCCGAAAUAUUUUGCUUUCAAAAACACCCAAUUUCUUCUCAUCCAUUAUGGUGGUUACCCACGUUUCACACGUACAUAAUGCUAUGGGUCUAAUUAAAACUGUGUAAAAUAUCAUCUUUGAUCUGGUUGAUACAGGAACAGAUACAGAGAAGCCCCUAGGAUCCCAGGCCUCCAGAUAUAUUAUUUCUCCGAUUUUUGUACGAGAACUGUAUGAAAAAAUAUUAAACAAGAUGUUUUAUAUUAUAUUUUAAUUAUAUUUGUAUUGUAAACAAAUUGUUGAAUCCCCCCCCCAGAUAUUUGCUCUAGAUCCGUUACUUGAUUUGAUAUAGUAUCUUAUUAAAUUAUAAAAAAAAUAGUAAAAAAAAAAAAAUUACUAAUAGGUUUAAAAUCAUUAUUAUUUAAAGACAUUUAAAUACCUACAAAGAUUAUUUGUAAAAUAAGUUUCAAACUGACGUAAAUAUAAUAGCUGCUAACAAAAAAAUUAAAACAAAGUCGGUUUUUUGACUUCACGACGGGGUUGUAUAUAUCCAUAUCUAUUAGUAUAUUUUAUUUUCAUAUUAGGGGCUCGGCACAGUGCUGGUUUUCCAAAUUGUCUCAAAUUUUGUCAAAUUUAAAAAUUAUUUUAUAAUUACUACUUUAAAAAUGGGAGUUUAACACUAAUCUACUGACAAUCAUUUAAAGAAAGGGGUACGGCCAUUUUUACGACCGCAAAUGACUUUGUGAGGAUUGAGAUAACUUAUUGUGAAACUAAUAUUCUUUUUCUAUUUUUUUAUUUAUUUUUUUAUUGAUAGAACAAAAUUCUACAGACCGAAUUUAACUCCGAUUUUUCAUUUUCUUUUAAAUACUGUUAUAAAAAACUUAGUUAAAAAAUAUUUACAUAAACCUUUUUUAAAAACAUAUUAUAAAGUUUUAAAUGGAAAUAUUGAAAGACGAAAUUCAAUGCGAUCUUCCUGUUUUCACCACAAAAAUAAUCAUCGAAAUCAGACCACUUUAUACGAGGCAUGAGAGAUUUUUCCGUAAGGCAUGUUUUUAAGCCAAAAAUGCGCUGGCACCGGGCCCUAUCAUAAAUAGUUUCCAAGUUGUAGAAUUUACACAGUUCUUUGAUCAAGGGAAGUAUAUAAAAAUUUAAUAUACGAUUAAAAGCAUGAUAAAGGUGUUUCCUUUUUACUCGUAAGAAUCUCGACUACUAUAAUUUAAAAGACCUACAUUAUUAUUUACCCGGUAAAAUUUUAAAUUAUAUUAUUGGUAUAGAAAAGCGCUGCAGCAAUCGGGUAAUUUCAAGUGAAUAUUGAAUUUUUUAAUAAGUUUAAUAAAAUGAACUUUAUAUUUAAUAUUUUUUUUUUUAUCAUAUAAAUUAUUAAAUAGAAAAAAAAAUUACUUUGAUGAUAACUGUAAAUUAAACACACUUUUACGUACUUUCGUAUGCAGGAACAUAUCGUUAAAAAAAUUGUAUCUAAUGUUUGGAUACACAAUAAUAUGAUGGAAAAAAAGUUAAAAGCUUCAUUUGAAGUGAAAAUAAACACUCAAAUGAUAGAAUAUAUGGUUUUGUUUCAGGAUUUUUAUGUUUGAUAUUUAUUAAUUUUUUUUUUUUUUUUUGCGUUAGUAAAUGAAAGAGCGUCUUAUUUUACCAUUUGAUUUGUACAAAUAACGAUUUCUAUACUAUAUACAUUUUGUGUACUAGCGUUAUAUAAGAGUAUUUAUAAUAUUUUUUUGAAGGGUUGUUCAAUCAUCGUUUUCGUAGAUUUCUUUUUUUUUUAUUAAGUAGUAAUGUUUUUCUGAAAUCUGAUCAACUUUAACUUAUAUAUAUAUAUGUUAUAUGUUAUAACUGUAUAUAUAUAUAUACAGUUAUUUCAUUUAUUUAUUGUAGCUGACUGAUUUACUAUUAUAUUAACUAAAAGCAUUUUAUACGGGCGUUAAUAUUAAGUAGACAUUUUUCGGGGAAGAUUAUUGGCUUAAUACCUAUAUUAUAUAUAUGCUCAUUAAACUUAUGCGAUCAAUCGUUUUGUUGGAUUUGUUAAAGUUUUACGAAGCUUAACAUUAAUACUAACUCUAUAUAGUACCUACUAUAGAUUCAAAUAUUAUUAGACGGAUUGCAUUUCCGACGGGGUUGACGUUGAAUAUAAAAGCAAACGAUUUUAAUGUCUAUCUAUAGCAUUAUUUAGUUGUUCAUUUAAAAUUAUUUUUAUUUUUACCAUACCUCAUAUCUUUCAUUGUAUAAUAUGGAUAUAACUUGAAAUACAACUAUAUUUAUAAUAUUUGAUUUUUUAGAUAAUAAAGUAAAUUAUUAACCAAAAUAUUCGUGUGAUUAAAUUAACUAAAGUUAAUUUAUGGUUAUUUCAAUUAUAGCAACUAUUGUAAACAAAAUUCCAAGUAUCUAAGUAUAAAGUGUAAUCAUUUUUAUUAAUCUUUGGAUGAUUUAAGAAAAAAUAGAAACUUCAUAUACGAAUUUAAGAUUAAACCUAUAUUACGAGAACAAAUAUAAUGCAAGCUCAGAUGAGCUUAUGAAAAUGCAAUCAAUUUUUUAAGUUUUCAAACUAAAAAAAACACAUUUAAUAUCGUUUGAGAAUUACAAAAGGUAUAUCAUAUUAUAUUAUAUUCUUAUUUUUCCCCCGAGAAUACAAAAGAUCUAUAGAUACUAACUGGGUACCUAACCAAUACUGUUGUACGUUCGGCGCGUCAUUUGAAAAAUAAUAGCUCUCUGUGGGGUUGCUUCAAAUAAAACCAUCAGAAAUUCAAAAACGAACAUUAAAAUGAAUUUUAAUGUACAAAUAAAAUUGUAAAUAAAAAAUAAAAUGAUUUUUAAAAGUUUCAAGUUAUAAUAAAAACAUUCAAAAAUAUUUCGUCGACAAUUAUUAUCUAUUGCUAAUUAUUAACUAAUAAAUUAGUUAUCUAUUAUACUCAAACAUUUGUUUAAACAAAUUUUUACAAUUUAGUUUUUUUUUAUAAAAAAUAAUUUUCCUAAUUCGUAGUUUUCGUUAUUAUAAAGAAAAUAAAUUUGAAAAAUAAAUUAUUAUCUAAUAAUUUUUAUUCACUCGUUACAAUAAACAUAAAUAUAUUAUGAACAAAGAAUAGUAAACAAAAAUCAAGCCAUAUUUACAACUAGAAAAAAAAAACAAAUCUUUGUAUGACUACCAAUAGCUUUUUCAUUUGUACUCAGAAUCUAAAAUAAAUAAUUUUUAUUAUAAAAUAAAAACUCAUAUUGUUAAAUAAAAUACUAAAUCAUUAUAUUUUAACUUUAUAAACUCUUCAAUAGUAGCUCUAAUUUUUAAGUCCAACAUAAUUUUAUCAAAGAUAUGCAUUUAUUUUUAUUAAUAGUAUAAAAUAAGCCUUAGAUAGUUAGAUAUUAUAUUAUAUUAUUAUAUUUAAAAAAACCAAUACAAAACACCUUUUUUAUUUAUAAAAUUCUAAUUCAUUUUCGUGAUUUAGAGCAAAUAAAAUUAUCAUUUCAUAAGUAUAUUAUAUUUUAGCUAGUAUAAAAAAAAAUUGUUUAUUGUGAAAUUCUUCUACUUAGAUUACAUGGAUAUUAUGCGCUUGGUAUUAUAUCUAUGUUAUCAUCAAUAAUAAAUUACUGUGGGUAUUUUUACGUGACCGUUCCGAGUUCAAAAUCAAUAGUUGUAUAGGGUGUAGAACGUUCGGUUCUCAUCAAAAUUAUCGAAAAUAUUAUUGACGGUGAAUGAAAAAAAACCGAUAGUAAAAACCAUAAUAUACAAGUAUUCGUAAUAGAAUUUUAUAAAUGACAUUUUGGUUAAUAAAUCUCAAAUAAUUAUUAUAAGCAGCUAAUAUUAGGUAAUACAUAGGUAUAAAAGGUAUAUAAAUAAAUAAAUUGAAAAAUACGUGUAUUGGUUAAUUCAAAAAUUAAAUUAAAAAUAGUAUAUAUCCUUAUAUUAACAUGGUAACCUGAUAGAUUAUUUUUGUCUGAUUAAAAUAAAUCAUUUUCAUGUAAGUAAAUUAAAUAGCCCUAUAUGACGUAUCCUACCUUACUAACGUCCUACCUAGAACAGUGGCACACCUAUUUACAGUUUAUAAACUCUCGAAAUUAACAUUGAAAACAUUUUGAUAUGUACUGUUUUAUUUGUAAUCUUUGAUGAGAAGGCCAAAAAAAAAAAAAAAAAAAAAACCUUACUAAUAUUUGUUCGUGAAUUAGAGUGAAUUUAUCAAAUAAUUAUAUUUUAAACUCAUUGGAAAACAUAUUAAGCGAUAAAGCCCCGCAGUACACAUUAAUAAGCACUUGGGAUAUCUAAUACGGAUUUUUAAACGAUAAAAUGCAGCAACAAAAAAAAAAAAAAUUGUUUUACUAUUAUCAAAACAGAUUAAUUUUCGUGUUCGUGUUCACAAAAAAUAAGCAAAAUCGAUUAAUUUAAACGACUUAUCGAUGUUAAAUGAUGACAUAAAUAUUGUUCUAAAUACUAAUUCAAAUCAAAAUUUAAUCAGAUAAUCAGAUGUAAUCUAUGAAUACCGCUAAAUGAAUAUCAAGAAUAAAUUGUUGGGAGCUGAAUAAUGGCUGUAAUAGAAAAUAAAAGAACUCAAACAAGUCAAAAGUGACGGGACAGGUUUUAUAAAACUUAAGUGACUUUACAAAAAUAAUUACAGGUUCUUCUUACACACUCUUGAAAUUUAACUUAAACUCCGUUGAUUAAUAAGAAAACAAGAAAAUAUAUAAGUUGAAACACUAAUAAAAGUUAUAAGGACAUAUUAUAUUAUAUAGUAUUUACUUGUACAGUUUCAUCAUACUUUUUGACGAAUAACGAAUUCUCGUCCAAGUUCGUACGGUUUAUAAGUAUAAGACAGUUUUUUUUAUUUAAAAUACAUUUUUACUUAUUAAUUUUAUUUUAUUUAUGUAUAAUAUUUUUUAAAUACUAUAAAUAUGUAAAAUGCAAACAAUUUCGUAAAUUUAAGCUUUCAAUUUAAAAGUUUAAAUUUAAACAUAUUAUUAAUAAUAUCAUUUAUUUCGUGAUAUUAUAUUUUAGAUUCUGAGCAUGGUGAGGGAGCUAUUGGUUUCACUAAAAUGAUUAUUUAUUAUUUUUUUUCUAAACUAUGGACACGUUUUUUCCUAGUAAAAUUGCUUCAAUUUUUACCUAUAGCAACUUUUUUGAAAGCUUUAGUUGUCUAGAAGUCAUUUUUUGAUUUUUGACGCCAUUUUCGAAAUAAAUGCACUUAACUGAGGAAAAACGUAGGAAAACGUACAAUUUCAUUGUUCAAUUUUCAUUUUCAACGUACAUUAUUUUAUAAAAACAAAUUUUCUAUCAGAAAAAAUGAAUUUAUCGAAAAAUCACAAGAUAUCUUUUUGAUUUAAUUUUUACGGUAUCGUCGUCAAAAAUUUUGAGCUUUAAAAGAAUUUGAAUUUUUGGAAGUUUUUUGCUUUAAUUUUGUUAUAAAUACACUUAUAGAAUUGAAACUCGGUGAUAAUACUUAUAUUGGACUUGCCUAGACGAGGUAAAAUUUCCAAAUUUCUUCGGACGACUUUUAUUCCUUUUUUAAAUUUUUUUACAAUGGUACUUUUUUUCAUAUAUACUGUCGACCACUUUUAUCCUAGAAAACUUGCUCCGAUGUAUAAGUGUAGCACUAUUUCUGAAAAUCAAUUUUAUCUACUUGGUUAAUACACAUGCCAUUUUUUGAUUUUCAAAACGUUAUUAAAAUAAAAACGAUUAACUAGAGGAAAAAUACGAUAUUUUCACGAUUUCGUUAUUUUAAACAAGUAUCUACCACGUUUUUUAGCACAAAUAUGACUACAAUUGAAAAACGACAAAAAACCAUAUUUUUGUUGAAUUUUUUUUUUUUGAAAUCAAAUUUAAAUGAAUCGAAAUGAUAAUCGCGAAAAUUCGUAGCACUUCAAAUUAUGUGUUACCGAACUGCGCUCUUUCGUCAGCAAUGGUUUAUCGUUGCUUAAAAAUAUAAAUGAAAUAAUCUUAUGUAUCCUACCUUAACAUGUGGGAUGUUUUUUAACAGUGACUGCACCCGUCCCCAGUAUCAGCUCUUAUUUUACUGUUUAAAUUUUUAAACUGUAAUUGUUGAUAACAAAAUAGUUCUAUUUUUCAAAAUUUCAAAUGAAUCGUAAAUUAGAUUCGGAGAAAACGGCUUUUUACUUUUACACCAUACGUGUAUAUUCUUUUAUUGUUCCGAGAAAGAUCUUUUUGAGGUAGCAAAAAUUCUCAAAACGUUUUAUCCGGCUCCACUCGUUUAAUGUAAUCGAUAAUAUAUGAAAUUAAAAAAUAUGGUAGUUUAGGAUUAUGGAGGUAUUUACAUUUUCCGAACUUGCCGCAGUCAGAUUGCCCCGCGAAAAUCAUGAACAAAUGAAUUGUCGAGAGAGGAAACAUCUUAAAAGCGAACAUUAUAAAAACUAAUCCAGUGAGCUCUAACACUCAGAAUCUUUGAAAGAAUAACGAUUCAUCAUUCAUUGCUUUCAAUUUGGAAAUAAUAAUAAUAACGAAAUAUUUAUGACUGCGGUUUAUAUUUUGAAUAAUCCGUUUGAAAUAGAGUGAUCUAUUUAAUGUAGAUGCAAAUUACUUACCUAAAUAUCUUCGUUUUUAUUUUUCGAAAUAUAAAUUUAAAAAUUAUCGAAUAAUCGGUUUGCAAAAUGUGUUAUUUACAUGAACGUCAUCAUGUCAAUUGAUUAUUUGUUUUCAUUAUCAUUUUUUUAUUGUUGGAUCAUUAUUAUUUUUUCUUCUAAACUAAUAUCCGAUAUGAAAUUAUAAUGAUUCGUAAAGACCAUAUACAAAGAAUAACGAUGGUCUCGUUAGUGAUAUUGAAGUGGAAACUUGCUGUUCGAGGCAUUGCAAGACAUUAACGAAAAGUGGUAAGCAGCAAAAUACCUACCUAUAUUCUAAAACAAGCUUCUUUUGCCAACUAUACAGUUUUUGACACAUAUAUUGACGACUUUUUUUUCUACAACUGGAGACUCGUCUAAAAAACAACGCCUAGUCUGACGUUCCUAAUUUAUGUCAUUUCAUCAGAAUUCCUUCAUUUACAAUACAUUUUUCAUUUCUACAACAAUAUUUUAUUCGAUGUUUAUAUUGUUGAUAAAUUCAACAGAAACAUGAAACAUGAGAUAAGAACUAAUCCAUAACAUAAAUAUUAUUAUCUAAAAAUUAGAUGAAAAAUCAUAAAUUUUAUUUUAUUUUUAUUUUAUUAUAAUUAUAAUAAUGAUAAACUUCGCAUUUAUCUCUUGAAUAUUAUAUUAAAGUCUAAAAAUGUGGAUCGUUCUAUAAAAGUAUCUAUUAUUAGGUUUCCUUUCCAUUCUGUCAUUUUACUUUAGAAAUCCUUAAUAUAGGAACACGAUGAUUUUAUUUUCAUACAACUAUAAUUAUAUUAAUAUAUUCAUAAUCAUAAUACUAUUAUAAUGUUAACAUUUCUAUCAUAAAACACAUUUCGUCCCAUUACGAUUCGAAUAAAUAAAAUAAUACGUGAGUAUUUUAUUUGUCAUUGAGUAGGUAUUUUUAAUUUUUUUUAUCCUUCAUGUUUAUGUUGUAGUAACAUAGAUAAGUAUUCCUUUUCGAACUCUAUUCGAUAUUUGUCCGUUUAAUUUCAAUAUUGGAAUAUUUUAUGCCCUAUACCUAUAUGUGCUUUUUUCGUUGAACUCAAAAUGAAUAAAAAUUAAAUGACGUUUGGCAAUUGGAAAAUAACUUUACUUUAAAAACUCAGUGUGUGUUAAAGCGUUUGUUGCUUCAUUCAUAAUUUACGUCUUGUAAUAAACAAUCAGAAUAAUGGCUUUUAAAUGACUUCUCAAAUAAACUCAUAUAAACCUAUAUAAACCUUCGAAAAAGCACAAGUUCAGCAAAAAUAAUAAUAUUUAUAUAGUUAAUAUUUUAUACGUUUUAAUUUAAUAUUCAAAUAAAAUUGAUCCGAGUCGUAACUAGAAUGAGACAAGCGAGACGCUUGGAUUGGGCGCCUGGUGCUUAAGAAAAAUUAUUAUUGACAAUAUAAUAUUUUUCAUUACUAAGCAUCGAUCCGUAGAUAUAAUUUUAUAUUCUUCAUGUAAAAUUUAUCUUUGCAUCAAUUACUCGGUUAUCACUUUACAUUUAUUAACAGUUGCAAGAGCUUACACUGAUAUCGGUUGUUAAACAAUUGUCAUUUAUUAUUAAACGGAAUUUUCUCUCAAUGCCCGUCACAACAGCUUUAUGUGAAAGAAGUUUUAGUAAAUUUAAAUUGAUAAAAACUUACUUAAGAUCUACAAUGAUUCAAGAUAGAUUAUCGAGCAUGACCAUACUUUCAAUAGAAACGGAAAUCGCUAAUAAAUUUGAUUAUGAUGAAGUUAUUAACAAAUUUGCAAAAAUAGCAAGGAAAAUUCAAUUAUAAAUAAUAACUAUUUUUAAUUUUUUUAAUUUUUUAUUUUGAAAUAUCUAAUAAUUUGUGAUUGUAAAUUUCAAAUUGAUUUGUUUACUAUAAUAAUAUAAUAAUGCAUAAUAAUAUAUUGGUUCUGAUAUAAGAAUUGUUAUAUUAGAUAUAUAAAAGACAAAUUUACAUUUGUAUAAAAACAACACAUACAUACACUCUAGAGUGUAGAAUAUAUAUAUAUAUAUAUAUAUGAGAUUCUGUUAUGAAUCACCACGAUAAAAAAAAUGGGGAAGGAGUUGAGAAUUGUAUAUUUGUCACUAAAAAUUGUAUUCCUUGUUUUGUUCGAAAAAUAAUUACCAAUUUUCAGAUUAUUCUGACUAUUUUUAAAAACUGAGUGUGUCACCCUCCUUCCUCCCACGCCACAUCUUCGAUGUCUCACUAUUGGGACAUCCCUGAUUAUGUUAGUUAAAAUGAUUAUAAGGCGUAUUACUAGAGCUUUAAGUAAAUACUUAAUAUUAUGAAAUUUUGAUGAUAUACCUACCAAAAUAAAACUGUUUAUUUUAGACAAAUGGUAAGUAAAUUAUAAUUAAUAUACUAUUGUAUAUUUAAAGAUACAAUUUUUUUAAAAAAAUCAAUUAUGUUAUUAAAGACAAAAUCUAUGUGUUUUAUUUUUUUAAGUUAAAGUGUACCUUUAAAAAGUGUAAGAAUUAAUAGAUUGCUCGUCUGUUGAUUUUAUUUCAGUAUCAUAAAAGAGUAUAUAAAAAUUAAAAAUUAAAAUCAUAAUUUAUUUACAUAGGUAUUUCAUUCAAACGAACCUAUAGAAUAAUCAUAAUCUAAAAGGCUUUAGAAAUUUAUUAUGGUAUCGUCUGUAGCGUUUCCUGCACCUUAAAAAAAAACACUUAAAACUUAAUUUAAAUAACAAUAGAAUCAUUAAAGAGAUAUUCUGGCGUGUCUCGAUGGUCUUGACUUUAAAAAAUAUACCACUCAAGAAUGCGAAAAAUAAUCUUUAGAAGUAUUUUUAUUUUUUUAAAUGACAUUUUUUAAUUGAUUUUUAUGGGUCAGUAGAUUUGUAGUUGAAAUUAAAAUAUGAAUACCAAUAUUCAAAAACCUCACAAUACCUACCUAUAUCAUUUGUUCGUUCAGUAAAACUAUAUAGGUAUUUGUACUGCAUUUUGUCCAAUGAAGUGGUUUAAUUAAAUACAAACUUGAAAUGAAUACCCCCCUUUCAAUAGAAAAAUAUAUUUACUAAAUAAAAAAUAUAUUAAUAGUAUAUAAAAUAUAUAAAAAUACAUUUAUUAUUAUACUAUCGCUAAAUAAUUAAAAUGAUUAAUAAGAGUAAGAAGUCACUUGCCCUACAUUUAAAGUGUUAAUUUUAGGUAAUUUUAACAAGAUGUUAAAAUGAAAAUUAAUUAACUGUGGAAAACUACCGGGAAAAUAAAAAAAAAGCCUUUCUAAAGUAUCUCUACAGUCAAAUUUCCUUUUGGAAAAAAUGCUAUUAUUGUUAAUCGAAGCAAAAUUGCUGAUAUAAAAGUUGUCCACAGAAAAAAAAAACAUUUUAGUAAAACCAAUAUAUUUCUCGCUCUACUCAAAAUCAAAAAUGAUAAUAGUAUCAAACAUAAAUACAAAAUUAAUUUCUGAGUUUUCACUUUGUUUUUUUUUUUUUAAUUUUUUAGUAAGAUAUCUUUAUAUUUCACUUAAAAAUUAAAAAUAAUAUUCUUACCUGUAAAUUUAUUAGUAAGCUUUAAUAUUAAAACUAAUAGCUCAAAAUCAGUUCUACUGAACGAAAAGAGUACAUUAUUCAAUUUUUAACAUUAGCCGUAAGCCCGUAACAUAUAUAAAUUAUCUAUCAUAUAAUAUAUCUAAAUGGAUAACUACGUACAUUACCUAAAUAAAUAUGUGUUCUUUAAUAAUUUAUAGCUAACUACACACGAUCAAUUUAAUUACGUAUGAUUAAUCCUGAUAUUUAAUUCAAAAUGACGGAGAAAACGCUUUAAUAUAAUUAUUCGGUUUCAUUAUAUAUUUAUAGAUCUAAAAUAUUUACUAAGAUAUAGGCACCUAAUUAAAUUAACAAUAUGAAGUAAUCCAUUCCCUAAAAUUAUUUUCAAGAUCCCUUAUAAAUAAAGGUGCGUAUAAUUAACUAUAAGUAAUCUAACUAUUUGUUUAAUGUUAUUUUAAUACCGAGAAGGUUUAACUCAAAUAAAUAUCACUUAUAUUAUACAGUAUAUUAUUAUACAUUUUAUUUAUGUACUUAAAUAGUAUUAAAUAUAAACUACAACUCAAUAUGUACAACAGAAUCACAAUAAUCUAUUUACUGUUCAAAAAAUGUUGCAAAACUUUUAUUAAUAAGAGUAAGUAGCCUUUACAGUACUUUAUAAUUGAAUUUAAUUAUUUAUAUAUACUUUUUAAUCACUAUAGGUACCUAGUUUGUUCAAACGAUGAUGGUACAUUUAAUAAUAAAGUAUAUUCACUACCAAAUAAAACUUUUAUUAAAUGUUUAUUAGGUUUUAAUAAAAAGUUCAGAACCCUUAUAAGGGUUAUAGUGUUCGUCUAUCUAAAGUUCUAGCAAUUCGUUACCCGGUAUACGUUCUCGUUAAUUAAUCAACGGAAUAAUAAAAUAAGUGAUCACAAAGGAAUUAUGGAGGAUGCAACCAGUAAAUUUAAGUAUGACUGCAGGAUGAAGUGACAUAAGUGUUGAGUAAUAAAAGUAUACAUUAAAAGGAUAAAAAGGAAAUUUUCAAAAAAUAUGCUGAAAAAGUUUGAUAUGACUAUAAUGGGUGUGAGUAAUGCCUACUAUUAUAGGAUUAUCGAAAAAUUAAAAAAAUUAUCAAAAAUAAAUAGCCUAAAAUUAUUGAAAUCCCGAUAUAAUCGAGAUUCUAUAAUUUAUUUUUUGAUUUAAAGUGUUUUGUGACAGCAUAGAAGCUAUAACACGAGAUUCUUCACUAUCAAAUAGAGCCCAAAAAUAUAUACAAUUUAUAAGGUAAACGAUCACGCUCCUAAAAGCAUUACAUCCGUUUGUGUUUAGCAUACAAGUUACUACGUCGACCGAAUAUCUUAUAUUGCCAAUAAGUUAUUUAUAUCACGUAAAAUAUUGAAAUGGUUAGAGUCACGAAAAGUUGUCUCUCUUAUUUCCCAGUGUAUCGGGCGACACUCAAAUAAAUGAUUCUUAUUCCAAUAACCACCACCAGCUCCCUGCAGUAAAUUUUCAAACCGUAUGACCAAAAAUGAUUUUUCGUUUUUAUUUUGUCCUAUAGGCUUUUCGAAGAACAUCAAGAGCUUCUCCAAUUAUUCACGAAAUUUGGUGAACUAAAAACUAGAGACGCACAGGCCAACAGCAUGGAGCUGGCUGAACAUGCUAACAAAGUGAUGACUACAUUGGACGAAGGCAUUAAAGAACUGGACGAUCUAGACAGCUUUUUCCAGUAUCUAACUCAAGUGGGUGCUACACACAAGAACAUACCGGGUUUCAACCCGGACUAUUUUUGGGUAAGUACACAACUUUACCGUAUUCCUACUUUCAAUAUACAGGGAUUAAAAUCGAUUACAAAAUGUAUGUCAAAUAAGCUAAAAUUUGUUGAAACCUACAACUGAGUUUACCUAAUUUCGUCAUAAUAAAUAUCAACAAAUUUGCUUACAUUCAUCUUUAAUACUAAUGUGUGCAUGUUAUUUUAUAUUUUAUUUCCUUUGCAUUAUAUUAACGAAGAAAAAUGGAAUUUUAUAAAUAAAUUCGCUUAUUUAAAAACAUUUGAUUUUAAGGUCACUUUGGGAAGUUCAUAAUAUCAUUUAUUCAUAACAUCAUUUAUUAUAAAUUACAUGGCUAUCAUUAUCUAGAAAACUUAGGAAACUUACUUGAGCUAUCUUAAUACAUUUAAAAUGUUUAUAGCUACACAGUAAACACGAUGAAUAGGCACGAUACAAAAUGGAAAUUAGUAUUAAUGAUAAACUGUGUGAUCAUUUUUUUUGUUUACUAGAAAAUCAUUAAAUUCAAGUCAUAUUACAAGUGAUUUCUUAUAAAUUCAAUACCUAAAUAUUUUUUUCUAGUUAAAAUGUAUACUGAACCAAAGUAUUAACGAAACACCAUGAAUAAUAAUUCAAAAAAUAAAUGAAAAUAAUAUCCAAGUAAUUGGGAUUUUUUUAAAAGUUAAAUAUAUUUUUGAUUAUGCAAACGCUAUAAGAAAAAAUAAAUAAUUAUACUUUUUAUAAAACCAAGUCAAAUUGUUUUACUUUUAAAUUUAAUGAUGAAUAAUUUCCCUUUACAUAAAAUAUAGAAUUAAAAUUCGUGAAAUACUCAAUACUUCGAAAGUUUUAAUAGUAUUCACAUUACUAAAAAGAUCACGAUUUAUAAGAAUAUGCAUUUUUCUCAUUCAAAAAUAAUUUUAAAAAUCGUGAAAAGCAUUUCAGUGUACCUAGAAUUGCAGUUAAAAGUUGUAUACGAUUUUAUAGAGGGUGUCCUACAGUGUUAUCCUUAUGCCUUUAACUGUCAAUGUUAAUUUUUUUUUUCAAACGGAUCCUAUGCGAGACAUAUGCAGAUAAAAAUAAAAAUUGUAUUUCCAUCUCUUAACCACUGAAAAUUUAUUUUUUAUUUUAAACUUUUUAAAAUUAAUUAGCCAUUAUUUAAAUGGCCAUCUUGUAAAAAAUAUUGUUCUAAACAUUUUAUUGCAUCGUACAUUCAUAUCCGAUUAAUAGUUUCUUAGUUAUAGUAGCUUUAACGUAUAAAAAAUAUGCGUGAAAACAAUUAAUAUUUUAAUUAUAUAUAAUAUAUUUUCUUAAAAUAUAUAUAUAUAUAUAUAUAUAUAUAUAUAUAAAAUAUAUAAUAUUUAUUUAAAAUUGUACCGAUUUUUCUGGUUUUUCAUAUUUGCUGGGAAAACUCUUUGGAAAAUCGAGUAGCUUCUCAGUAAGAUUUUGUUGCAGAAAAAGUGCUAUCAUUAUAAAUUAAAGGAAAAUUGCUGGUAGAAAAGUUUUUCACAGGAAAAAAGAAGGCCGAAAUAUUUAUUACUAAUACCUACAUUUUGUACAUUUUCCCGUUUUUCCUCCGUUUUUUUUCGGUUUUUCACAUUUGUUAAAUACUCCUAGGAAAAUCAAAAAAAUACCUUCCUAAAGUAACUUUACAAUCGUAUUUGCUUUCAGAAAAAGUGCUAUCAUUUUAAAUUGAAGCGAAAUUUCUAGUAGAAAAGUUGUACACAGAAUAAAAGGUCAUGAUAUUUUUUAAUAAUACCUAUAUUACGUAUAUUUUCCGUUUUUACGACAUCCCGGUUAUAUCCCAGACAUAUCCCGGUUUUUCCCAGAUAUUACGAAAACCGCUUGAAAAAUCAAAAAAUUACCUCCCAAAAGUACCAUUUAGACAAUAUUUCCUUUCAGAAAUGGUGCCGCACGUAUAUGUCUGAGCAAGAUUUCUGUUAUAAUUUGUGUACACGAUAAAAAAAAGGAAAAAAGAAAAUAAAACAUCUUAAUAAAACCAAUACAUUCUUCGCUACACUCAGAAUUUAAAAUGAAUAUUGACAAAUUUAUUAGCAUAAGGAUAGUUUAGCCUAUUGAGAAAUCACUAAAACCCAUCUGUACUUUAAUAAAAAUGUGUUUGUGAUUAUUUAAAAAGUAAAAGGAUAAAUACGAAAACGUAAUAGAAAUGCUGAAACCGUUUAAAUUGAACAUUAAUAAAUUUCACAAUAUAGUUAAACUUACUCAAAAAAGAAAAGUUGUUAUAAAUUUCCUCGAAACAGGCGACAUCUGUUACACCUAUUUACAUUAAACGAAACAUAAAUAAUCCGGUUGAACAUUUAAUCUACAAAGAAACUUUAACAAUAUAACAUACAUACUCUAACUAUAAUUUCCGUGCCAAUAAAAAGUUAUAUAGGAACAUGUAGGUAGGUAACCUAAUAAACUUUUCAAUCAAUCAAAAAUAUUUAGGAAAUUAUAUAACAAUACAAAAAAAAAAAAAAAAAAUACUAUAAAACUAUUGGAUAAAUAAAAACAUACAUUUUUUCCUACUUAAUUCAAUGAUUCAAUUAUUAUAAAUAUCUAAUUGAAUGGUGAUAAAUCGCCUUUUGCUUAUGUUUCUUUGAACAGCAACAAUUCAAAAUAAUACAAUUAAUAUAAAUUGUAAUGUAAAAACUUGGCAUUUUUCGUGGCUUUUUAUUUUAUUAUUAUUUUUAAUAAUUUACAUCGUCUACUAUUUUACAGAUCAAUGAAUAAUAUGUUGAACUCACAUAAUAUAAAGCAAUGUUCCUUUAUAUUUGGUUUUAAUAAAAUGGAUGAACUAAUGUUUGUUCAUUAAAUGGUACAUAUGAAAAUAACUUAAACUCUUUUAUAGUCGCUGCCCUUAAAGUAUAAAUUAUUUUAGGGUUGGUUCUAUCAACAAAAUUAAAUUGCUUCAUUUCUUAUAAAUAUUAAAAUAUAAUAAAAAUGCAGUUUUGUUAUUUUUCCUAUCAAUUCAUAUUUUAGACGUAAAUUUAAUUAAUUAUAGUAAACGUUUGAUUAAGUCUAUUUAUAAGAUAUUUGUAAUAAAUAUUGUUGUUUUAUAAAACUCAGGUUUUUAUUACCAUAAUUUAUUAUAUUUAUAUGUAAAUCAAUUUAUUUAAAUUAAAAACAUUGCGUUCUACAUCGAGAGUUUAAAACUAUUUCUGAAUUGUUUUCAAUAUAGAAUAUCAAAGUUAAUAAUUCAACUAAAUAUAGGUAAUUAAAAUAAUUCAUCAUUUUCCACGAACACUAUAUUUUACAAAAACGUUCUUUUUAAUAUUACUUUUUUAUACGUUAAUUUUGAGAUAUAAAUUGUAUUCGCAUGUCGAUUAAAAACCAAAAAUCAAAAAUAUCCAUCGAAAAAAGAGAUGUAUAAUUCCAUAUAUUAUAUACAUGAUAAAUUACAAUCCAACCCCAACUGCUUGCCUGGUAUGCUAUUAAAGUUGACGACGUGUCGUCCAAAUAUGUUGUAAUUCGAAAAAGGUGACGAGUGUUUUCGGGGUUGAUAAAUUUGUUGGGGCGAAAGCAAUAGAAAUCGUUUUGGGGACACAUAUCAAUGGUAGGUCCAUUGUUUUUAGUUGUUCUUCGACACAAAGCAAUCAACUGGACUCUGUGAUUUGUCGGCACAAUUAAAUACAAUAUAUUUCAUAGGAUAUAAUAUAAUGACUCGACAAUUUAUUUAAUGUUCCGUACAAAUCAAUUUUAACGUCUAGUCAAUCAUGCAACGCACUACUGCAUUAGUCGAUAGCCAAUGAAGACAAUUUCGUGGAAUAGUGAGAAUUUCAAAAAAUUUAAAUGCACCUCACUGUUCAAUAAUUAAUUAUCAUUUCGAGCGGGUAACGUUUAAAAUUAAUUGCAUACAAAUCAAUUGUAUAUAGGUAACUAGGUAUUAAAAAUUGACAAAUAAAAAUAUAAACUUGCUACUUGCAAGUUGGCACAGAUCCUAAAAAUAAUUUAUUGAUUUCUUAUUUACCAGUGUUGUAAAAAGGAUAAAGAUACAUUUUAACAUAUCUAGAUUUUUCAUAAAGGUGAUGUGAUUGAUAUAACUUAUUUAUUAAUUUAUUAAAACAUUUUAAUAUAAAUUAAAUAUUUAACCAAUUAUUUUUUUACGAUUUAAACAAAUUUAUCUAAAUGAUUCAAUAAUUAUCUUAGAUAACAAGCUCAGCUAACUAAUUUCUCAUUUAUCUAUAUAAGAUAAAAGAUAAAAAUUGACUUGUCUAGAUAAAUGCAUCUACAUAAAAUGUAAUACUGCUUAUUUCAUGUUAUAUUUAAACUCAUUUAACGAAUACGUGGGAAGUUAUAGAUAAAAGCCAUUAGCCUACAAUAAAUGCCAUAGUAUAUACGGCAGUCCCAACUGCCAAUAAUGUAUGUUCAUAUAACAAAUUGAGAUAAAUCUGACUUAUAACACUUAACACACUAAAUAUUAUAUUGACAUGCAAUCAACCAACAUUGACUAGAUAAAGGCUGACACAACUGUGAUGGAUGAUGGAAAAGAACAGACCUAACAAAACACUAGAUAAUCACGUUUGUGAAACUCAGAACCAUCAAAUAUGAACUCACACGGGUAGUACGAGUAUGUGUGUGUUACGUUCGAAAAAAAAUCAUACACUGAAUUAACUAUCUAAUAACGCACAUAAUAUGGUGAUGUUUUUAAUAAAAUAUAUGAGCAUUACUUAAGAAUCUUUGACGAUUGUAAACAAAUAGAACAAUAUUUAAUUUGUCAAAUCAAUUAAAUCGUUAUUAAAUAGAUAAUAGAUUUAAUAAAAAUCAGCUUGCAUCAAAUACUGAAAUUAAAAUUUACAUUUUAAUGAAACAUAAUGAGUUUAGUUCAGUUUAGUUGUUUAAAUUUUUUGAAAUUGAUAUUUUACAGGAUUUAUAGUUAUUAUGUUAAUUAAUUGGAUUAAGUAUAAAAUAUUUCCAAAACUCUACCUAUAUUUUUUUUUGUCUUGAAAUUUGUAUACCUAUAGGCUAUACCUAAACGUCACAUUUGUUUUCGUUUAACAUAAUAUAAUAAAAUAUUGGUUUAUGUAUACACAAUACAUAUAUAUGCUUUAGACUAAGGAAUUAAUAAUUUCCAAAAAAGCAAAAAGAAUUAGAGCCAAAUAUUAACGUAAAUAAUUGUUUUCAUAAACUAUACAAUAUAAUAUAUUCUUUAACCUUUUAAUUUAAAAUAUUUCCAGUAAAAAUAACUAAUUCUGUAGUGUAAGUAAUUUAUAAAAAAUAAAACAAGUUACCGCUUUAUUUGAAUUGUAUACAAUUAUUUUUGUGUCAGACAUUAUUGUAUUUGUAUUUUUUUUUUUAGAAAAUUGAAGUGCCAUUUUUAGAAGCAGUAAAAACUACUUUAGGUGAUCGGUUUACGGAAAACAUCGAGACAAUAUAUAAAAUCACCAUUAAACUCAUCAUAGAGACGUUGAUAAAAGGAUUUACGGAAUCGCCCGGACCAUAAAAGCCUAUAUAUGAGUUUAAUGAAAUCGUAUAGGCAUUCCAAAUUCCAUAUCAAAUACAAUGUACAAGUGACCGAACAUAAUUAUAAUAAUAUAAUAUUCCGCUGUGUAAUAAUAUUAUUAUGAUAUUAAACUUAUAACUCUUAUCAAACAAUAUGUCAUUUGGAAAUUAACUUUAAAAACAAUGUUAAGCUCAAAUUUAAUUAACUGGGCGCAAUUUGUAUUAAAAUAUGUCAUAAUGUCAAUUUGAUUUUCAACGUGUACCUACAUAAAAAAAAAAAAAAAAAUCAUAUUUAUAAAAAAUAUACAAACGUGUAAUUAUUAUUGUUAUUGAUUGUUAAUUGGCUAUUAUUAUUAUUUAUUACUUAAUAUAAUAUUAAAUCAAUAAUUGUAUAAAAGAACAUUGUCUGUUAUAUAUAAAUAUAUAUAGCAACUAAUAGAUAUCAAAUAUAAUAUAUAUAUAUUAGACAAGCG